ACACAAUUUUUUUUACGUUUCUUGUUUUUUUUGUAAUUUUUUCCUGACUUUAGAAAGUAGAGAGGUUUGCUUUCGUAGUUGUGUGUGACAUCUCACACACGUGAAGAUGUCCACCCGACCCGCAACAACAUACGCGAAAGCUACCGCAACUACGCAAGGCCCGUCUCUGGGGUCUGCAAGGUGCCUGCAGCAGCACCCGGAGCCUCCACAGGAGGCUGGGAUCCGCUGCCCGGCUUCUCACGAUGUUCCAAUUGAAGUUUACGUGGAUGCGCUGCGCGCCAUCGUGCCAGGGGGCUCGAUAAGGUACGCCUCCAAGGUGAACGGAAGAGUGGUUUUCUUCAUGGAGUCUGAAAAGGUGGCAAACGCCGCCAUGGAGAAGGGGAUGACGGUUGGCGAUUGGCACCUUACCUUGGAGCCAAUGUCAUCACCAUCGGGUACGCGUGAUCGUAUCCAACGCCCCCCCCUACAUUCCCGAUAAAGACAUCCAAGAUCACCUGGCUAAGUUGGGCACGCUGACUUCCAACCUUCAGCGUGUGCCUCUGGGCCUCAAAAAUCCUGCCUUGAGACAUGUCUUGUCUUUUAGAAGGCAGGUCUACAUGCUGGUGCCCAAUGGGCAGCUUGAAGAGGGCUCCUUUGUGGUCAUGAAUGGAGGAAGGGCCCAUAGGCUGUUUUACUGCAAGGACGUGCUAAAAUGCAACCUUUGCAAAGCUGAGGGGCAUGUUAAAAAACACUGCCCGAUGACAGAAAAUGCCCAAUCUAACGGCGAGACAACGGUGGAAAAGGGUGAUGAGGAAGCACACCCAACAAGUGACUCAGGAGAGGGUCCCUCACCACGGAGAUCACACGAGGUGGCGGUAGACCCCGCUCCAACCCCAGCUACUGCCAUGGAGACCGAGGCUCAGCCAGCCACCCAGCCAUCAUCGACAGCCGGACCUCUGAAGAGGAAAUUUACGGAGGACUCGGCUUCAUUUUCUCCAGAGACCAGUGGGGAUGAGGUCAGUCCCUUUAAAGAUCUCCCAGAGUUGGAGUCGGACAUCGCACUGACGCCUGAGGGAGAUGCGGAGAGCACUGGUGGCAAGGACGAGGUCUUCGCCAUCCCAGAUGCCCCUAGAAGUGGGACACGCAGAGGGAAGAAGCCCCGUGCAAGAACCAAGCUCAAGCGCAGGACGCCUGAUGAAAAUCUGGAGCCUGAGAUAGAAGCGAGGGAAACCGCAAUCUGCGAAGUGGCGAAGGACACAAAUGAAGAGGGUCGCACUUCAGACCUCGACGACGCGCCCAGCGAGGGGGCCGAGGGCUCCCAGGAAACGCGAGCAGCCAAGAGCACGGAGGAGCCCACACAGGACCCCGGCAAGGCAGCAGCGGGGACCAGGAAGAAGAAUGAAGCAGCGGCACAGGAGGAUAAAGGCAAGCCGUUUGCAUGCGACAUUUGCGACAUUUGCAGAAACCGGUACAAGAACCGCCCUGGGCCGGGCUGUCAUUACACGCACAGCCGCUUAGUGGAUGAGGAGGGCGAGGACAAGGACCCGUGGCCCGCCACAACUGUCAUGCGCCGCUCGGAGGAGCCUCAAGCCAAAAAAGGUCCUGAUGGGCUGGCAAACCCUAGCAACUACUGCGAUUUGGAGAACAAGGAGACGGGACAACCGGAAAAAUUGGUUUCCUGUUCCGAUUGUGGAGUUUCUGCACACCCGUCCUGUUUGGAGUACACUUCAAACAUGAGCACCGCCAUCAAGACUUACCGUUGGCAGUGCAUUGAAUGCAAGUGCUGCAACAUUUGCGGCGCAUAUGAGAAUGACGACCAGCUGCUGUUUUGCAAUGACUGCGACCGUGUUUAUCACAUGUAUUGUCUCAGCCCUGCCAUGUCUGAGUACCCAGGGGAAGGCUGGAGUUGCCGCCUUUGCCUGGACUUACUCAAAGUAAAGGCAUCUAAACUAACCAGUCAUAAGAUGGGAUCCUAGAUGCCAACAUGCUUGAAUGAUAAUUCAAUUCUCAAGGGCAUACCCAAUUAGUAAACCCAAGUUUGAGCCACGGUUUGUCUCCUGUUGUAAUUGGUAUCUUUUUGAGUGUAGCUGAGAACCAAGAAUGUAAUGUCUCUAAUGUAUUGUUACAGGUAGGGGUUUUGUCACCUAUAUGGAUGGGUGUUCGUGCAGCUUGACGACUGAUCCAUAGA
This is a messenger RNA of Lethenteron reissneri (Far Eastern brook lamprey), 2167 nucleotides long. Its product is annotated as zinc finger protein DPF3-like. The record is from RefSeq and is a predicted model, not a curated record. Gene Ontology annotation, cellular component: nBAF complex. Gene Ontology annotation, biological process: nervous system development. NCBI's taxonomy places the organism in Eukaryota, Metazoa, Chordata, Hyperoartia, Petromyzontiformes, Petromyzontidae.